UCCAUGUUAUAUGUCCGCGGCGAGCGAAUGACCCCAAAAUGGCGGCGUUCAUGCCUCUCAGCCAAGAUAGUACCGCCUAUUGGGAGGAGGUUGAGUCCAAGAUGGCGGCCUUUAUAGCCUAGGUCGGGCAACAGCGGAACGGGACUCCAAGAUGGCCGCUCGCAGAUGCUGCCUGUUACUCGGAGGCGUCCGCUUUUAUAACGCGAAGCCUGUGAAGAGGCGGGUUCGUGAGCCGUAUCGUUUGGACCCUGAUGACCCCAAGACGCCGUUCUGGCAACUGACAGACGCCUACCGGGCCAAGCUGUACGGUCGCUAUGGGGCGGCCUCGGGGAUCGACCCGACGAAGCUGUGGCCCACACCCGAGCAGCUGGAGGCGAUGGAAGAAGAAGAGAGAACCUGGUACCCGUCGCUGCGGGAAAUGGAGAUGUCGCUCGAUGCAAAGGAGGCGGAGGCUGCAGCUAAAAAGCGGCAGAGAGAGGAGCUCAUUGCUGCCAGAAUGGCCAAAAUGCCCGGGAUGAUUGCAGCAUGGAAACAGGAGAGGGAAGCACUUAAAAUCAAGAUGGCUGAAGAAAAAGCACAGCGACAACGUUUGCUAGCUGAGGCCCGUGAACGCUUUGGCCACAAAAUGAAUGAACACAGCCUUGAGUUCCAAGAAAUGGUGCAAGAAAUGGAGAAGGCUAAGAAGAAGGAGCUAAGGGAGCAGAGGAAACGGCGUAGAGAAGAGGCAUUGGCCAGAAAGGCACUGGAAAGUACAGAUGCUGCUUCAUCCCCUGAUAAAGACAAGGAGGUGGCUGUAGCAGAGUUGUCACACCAGGACACACAGACUGUUGAGUCUUUCCCUGAAACAGGUGCAGCUUCCAAGCUGUGACUUGAGCUGAUGGCUUUGCAUGGUUCCCAGAGGUCCAGUGCACUGAUUGCAAACCUGGUGGUGAUUUCAAACCGGUUUAUAAUUCUUCCACGAAGGUGAAUUCCAAUACAUGUAGAAUAUUCUGAUGUAUCUUUGACAGUUCAACACUGACAAAAUUGGACACCAAAAUUUUGUUCCAAAUGGCAAUAAACCAUCCCCAUGGAUAACUCUGGAUCCCCUGUCCUUUCUGUUACUUGAUUCUGAGGAUGAUGCCAAACAUUAGCUGCUGUUUGUCCCAGUAGAAUAAGCUGGCUGUGCCCUACUUGUGUGCAUCCUUUUUGUAGUUAAAUAAACAUAUAUAAUAUUUAA
Messenger RNA from Pogona vitticeps (central bearded dragon), 1216 nucleotides. RefSeq names its product GADD45G interacting protein 1 (gene GADD45GIP1). The record is from RefSeq and is a predicted model, not a curated record. Lineage: Eukaryota; Metazoa; Chordata; Lepidosauria; Squamata; Agamidae. Gene Ontology annotation, cellular component: mitochondrion; nucleus.